Messenger RNA from Bipolaris zeicola 26-R-13, 1233 nucleotides. RefSeq lists its product as uncharacterized. NCBI's taxonomy places the organism in Eukaryota, Fungi, Ascomycota, Dothideomycetes, Pleosporales, Pleosporaceae. Bases 1 to 1233 code for a protein of 410 amino acids. The transcript has a single exon. The record is from RefSeq and is a predicted model, not a curated record.
AUGCAGAACCUCCAAGGAACACCUAUGGCCAUCGGCCGCAUCUACUCCCACGACGCGCGCCAGUGGAUUGAUAUCAGUGGGCUACAGCCUCCACAGCGGUCACCAAUCCCCUUCCAACCGCAAAUGGGCAUGCAACAGCUCUUUUCUGCACCUAUGAUGCAGUAUCAACAACUGCCCUUCCAGCAGUACGUUCCACAGUUGCAGCAGCAGCUACAGCAACAACAGCCACAACAACAACAACUACUACUACUGCUACUACAGCAGCAGCAGCUACAGCAACAGCAACAACUACAACCCCCACCACCACAACAACAGAUCCUCUUGGGGACAAAGAGAGACCACCUCUCCCCCCAAAACUUCCACGAGGAGCAACCCCCUUCCCCAAAGAGACCUUGUAUCUCCUCACCCUCCCUCAUUCCUCCCACCGCCCCCGCUACUACCAUCGCCAGCACCACCGUCACCCCCGCAAAACGCCGCCCAGGCCGCCCCACAAACGCCUCCAAAGGCCUCCCUACCAAGCGAGCACCUAGGAAGCCUAAGAGCAAAUCCACCACCACCGCUACCGCUGCCACCACCAUGACUGGGCAAACCCAACCCCAACCCCUUCCCAUCCCAGACCCAGCACCACAGCCAGUACCGUACUAUCCAAAUUCCCAACCUACCGUAGCGAGUUUUAUUCCAGCGCCAGCACUGCAGAGAGAGAUUGAAGCGGGUGCUCGUGCGCAGAUGGCUGCGUUGGAGGCGGAUGAGAUGUUCAGAGUGUUUGGUGAGUUUGGAGAGUUUGGAGAGGGUUUGGCGGGGGAAGGAUAUGAGAUGCUGGGGGUGGAAGUGGAGUCUGUGGAGGCGCCGGUGAUGGUUGAGGAGGAGAAGGAGGAGGAGGGGUGGGAUGAGUUUUUGGUGCUGGAUGAGGUGGCGGAGCUGCCAUCUGGGGAGGAUGAAGGCGAGGAUGAAGAGGAUGCGUUGGGGAGUGCGAUAUGUGCUGCUUUGGCGGCUAGCGGGGGUGAGGAAGAGACGCAGGUCGCUGAGGUGCCAUCUGGGGAGGAUGAGGAGGAGAAUAAGGACGAGGACGAUGAUGAAGAGAAUGAUGAAGAGGAUGACGAAGAUGCGUUGGGGAGUGCGAUAUAUGCUGCUUUGGCGGCUAGUAGCGGUGAGGAAAAUGGAGAGGCGCAGGGCGCUGAGGUGAUAUCAGAGGUGUCUGAGGAUGAGGAGGAAUCAUUGUUUGGGGAUGAUUAG